Exophiala dermatitidis NIH/UT8656 is the source of this 2238-nucleotide messenger RNA. RefSeq lists its product as uncharacterized. Bases 109 to 2238 code for a protein of 709 amino acids. The record is from RefSeq and is a predicted model, not a curated record. The transcript has a single exon. Lineage: Eukaryota; Fungi; Ascomycota; Eurotiomycetes; Chaetothyriales; Herpotrichiellaceae.
ACUAGUAGUACUUGCAUCACCUUCUUCUUCCUGUCCUCGUUCUCUUCGUCUUCCUCUUCCUUCACCACCACCACCUCCUCCUCCUCCUCCACCACCACCAUCGCCGCCAUGGUGCAAACAAGGCAUCAAGGAGCCCGCCCAGCGGGCGUGUCGUACGCCGACACCCAAAAGCGUGAGCGAAGACCCGCGGCUGCUCCCCGCCGGCGUGCAGCCCCAGCACGUCGUGCCCGUGCCGCUGUCCCUCCCCCUGCCCCUGCCCCCGCGCCAGCAGCUCCCGCUGUUGAGCGGAAUCCCGCGUACAGGGAUUCGUCUAUGCAGACGGACCCUGUUGAGAUUGUUGAAGCCUCUACGAAGACGGUAGAGCUAACGGCCACCACAGAGACAGGGAGCGGCAAGCGCCGCAGAGAGGAAGACGAGUCCUCCGGGACUUCGUCGAAGCGGCAGCGAGGGGCCGAGACCCCAAAGUUCCUUUUUUCGGCCCGCCGAAACCGAAGCCUCCUGGCCUCGGCGCCGGCCAAGGCCACCACCCAGCACGAGUCGCCCUUCUUUGCCCGGGUCGUCGAACCGACGGCUAGACAAUCAACUCCGACCCGUGCGUCAAAGCCAAGAGAGGGCGCCAAAGAGCCGGAGACGCCAACUCCGACCCCUCAAGGCGGACAAGAGCAACGCGGACUUUUCGGCAGUGUGAAGAAACUUUUUGGAUUCUUCAGAGGUUUCGAUGAUACCACUGCGCACAAUGAGCAGGAACAAGGCAGUGCCAGUGAAGAGCAGAACCGCGAAACCACGCCAGAGGCCAUCCAAGCCAACAGUCCUACCACUCCAUCACCUCUCGAACCUGACAGCCCAACUCCGCAACCACAAACCAACGACAGCCGCAUCGACACACGCGAUCAGUUCAAGCGCAGACGAUAUUCCAAAACCUCUGCAGGCCGUGACGACAUGACUCCGGCACGCGACGAUACGGAUCGAGCGGACACUGAUUUUAAUCCUGUCGAGGCUUCUGGUACAAACAAGCGCAAGUUAGCAUCAAUGGACGGCGAGAUUCCCGGGCCUGCCACAGGCGGUUACGGCAUCGACGACAGCUACUUGGAUGCGGAAAAUGAAGUUGACGGCAUCGAAGACUCUCAGGCUGCGGUCACACAGCCCUCUACUCCCAAAACCAAAACAAUCUCCCAAACUCCUCUCAGAUCCGCUAUGCGACAGAACGGUAACCUCUUUGGUACCAUUGGCCGAUCUGCAAAGUCAGUUCGCAUCAAUCCCGAGACUGCAGUCAAACACGUCUAUGGACAGUACGGUCAUUCUGGAGAGUACCACGGUAGCAUGUUUUCCGAUCCAUCCGACGCUUCGGACUCUUCCAUCUCGGCUGCUGAUGUUAGGAACAUGCAUUCCCCUACUACCCUUCGCAACACUCUAAGAAAUGAGAGUCCUAAAUUCCGACUGAAUGAAGACGUUGUCGAUCCAAAUGAUGAAUUUUGGCGACCGUCGCUUGCCAACCCUUCGCCCGGUCAUUUCAGAGUCCCGGAUCUGGACGAGUACGAUGAAGAAGAGGGAGACGGAGCAGAAGAUACCGCUGUGCCUGAGCAAGCUGGUGAACAAGAUCAAGUACCUCCACAACCUAGCACUCCUCGAAUGUCUCAUGCCGAGCUCCCCAGCCAAAUCUCAAACUUUACCGGCCACACCGAGAGUAUUUUGAUGAAUGAGUCGGCUGAAAUCAGACUGAACAAAGCCAGAUCUGAUGCGCAGAAGUACAAGCCCGCACGAUCCUCGCUAUUGUCUCUCAGCGAACACGCACGAUCACGAUCGUCUUCUCCACCCGAGUCAGAAGGGGACUUUACCCAGUCACAGAUUGAGGUAUCAACACCAACCGCAAACGAUCUCAGAGAAGCCGAUGAAGCCGAAACUGCUGCUCAAGACACUCCAUCACAACCUCUUGGCCGUGAAGAACUCGACAAUACUAAAGUCGGAGAUGAUGGCAUGACCGAUUAUCAACGCGAACAUCAGUAUGACGAGUGGGCAGCUAACCUUGAUUGGCCGGAACCACAAACAUACGAAGACGCCGGAAUUGCCUCUGAUUACAUUGCCGAGCUUGUCCGAAAGAAUUGGACUGAACGAGACACUCGAGAGUCGGUUGAAUUCUGGGAUCGAGAGUUCGAAGAAGGGCUAAAGGCGGCCAGAGAAGCCGCAGCUCAAGGGAAACAUCUGUUCUGGGUUGAGCCAGGUGAGAUGUUCGAAGAUUGA